AUGUCAGAUAGCGAUUUAGUGGAAAAUACAAAAAAAUUAAUAGAGACAUCAAACAAUCGUCAACUCUAUUUAGAUACGAUAAAGCAACAAUUUAAUGAGAAGUUGAAAGACGAUUUCUUAAAUAAGAAGGUAGACGACUCUACUUCAUUUAGCUCAAACCAGUCCAUACAGCAAUUACCUACAGAUCCACUCUCUUUCGAAUCUGAGUUACUUCAGAGUGUUGACUACUUCGGAAAGCUCAAGUUUAAGUAUGUAGAGCAGCAAACAAAAGAAAACUUCCUGAAGAAGAUUCUCUCUACUCAACCACCGCUUAUAACACCAGAAGAUAACGCGAUCUUAGAGGAAUCAAAUAAGCAAGACAAACAGCUACUCAAACAGGCAAAAGAGGCUACUGAUAAGAAAACUCAGAACUUAGAAGAACUCGUACAGGUGGUAGCAGAAGAACAUGACAACUACACUCAAGAGUUGUCCUCUGCUAAUGAACUUCUCAGCGAAAUCCAAGAAAUGCAGCUCGAGUUGGCCAAAUUGAGAGCCACGCAUCCACCAGAGCAAAGAUUAACACCCGCUGUUGCGCAAGAAAUUCUUGAUGAUCAGAUUAUUGAAAUGCAGAACCUCUCUGAUAUUAAAGAACAGCAAGCACUUGAACGUAGCCAGUUGACAGAGGAAAUCAAAACACUUACUGACCAAGACGAGAGAUUGCAACCAGAGUUAUCAGCCGCGAAGAGAAUGGGAGAAGAUGCUAAACGCGCGAAGGAAGACGUUGAGGAUGGUAUAGAAGAUUUAAACACAUGGCUUGAUGCUGCGCGUGAAGUAUAUUCAAACCUAAUUGGUAUCUUAAACGUCAAUACACCUGAACCAGCAACUCUAGAAAUAGAAUACGAUGCACGUAAGGAUCUCAAAGGAAAAUUUCUGGAGAAUAUGCAUCCUAAGUGCACACUUUUCUUAAACUUUAACCCACAAACUAGGAGGUUUGUAGGAGCAGAGCUGCGUAAUGCACCGGAAAAGGUAGUUAUCGAUGACGCUAUCGAAGCUGCGGAACUUCAUGGAUCAGCACCUCGCCUUAUCCAGGAUUUGUUGUAUAGACUGAGAACACAGUAAUUACCAAUCCCACUGUUGUAUUAUUAUAACUUAUGUAAUAAGAUCUAUAU
Messenger RNA from Wallemia mellicola CBS 633.66, 1148 nucleotides. RefSeq lists its product as hypothetical. Gene Ontology annotation, biological process: protein localization to kinetochore; kinetochore assembly; attachment of mitotic spindle microtubules to kinetochore. The coding region runs from base 1 to 1098 and encodes 365 amino acids. Gene Ontology annotation, cellular component: kinetochore. Lineage: Eukaryota; Fungi; Basidiomycota; Wallemiomycetes; Wallemiales; Wallemiaceae. The transcript has 5 exons. The record is from RefSeq and is a predicted model, not a curated record.